UGUAUAUAUGUUGGUUUAGUUACGGCAAAUUCUAAUUGAGAAACAUGAGAUCUUCCAAACUCAAAAGAACAAAUCCUAACAUCUUCUCUUCCGCCGAACUUCCUUUUGAUGUGAUUUCAGAAAUACUAGCUAGGUUAUCGGUGAAGUCCCUUCUUCAAUUCCGAUGCGUCUCCAAAUCAUGGAAGUCACUCAUCUCCGAUCCAAAAUUUGCUAAAAAGCACCUUAACUUGUCCACCACGCGCCGCCUCCUCCGUGUAAGCUACGACAGUCCCUCGCACAGGUUUAUUUUAAAUUCUUACUCCCUCCAAUCCGUUUUCACAGAUACAAACUAUAACCUCACUCGAUUCCAGUUUCCCCUCGAUGUUAUUUCUGAACGCUACUCCCAUCACCUUGUUGGCUCUUGUGACGGAAUUCUCUGUGUUGCCAAUUAUCGCAUCUCCCCGGAUUAUAAACGUUUCGUUGUACUGUGGAAUCCUUCUAUUAGAAAAUUUAAGGAAUUGCCCCAUUUUGAAAACCCAGCUGAGCUCUAUCGCCUUCGGCUUCGUAUGACAUAUGGCUUCGGCUAUGAUCAUGUUUCUCAUGAUUACAAACUGCUUGUUCUUUACAGCUGCCUCACUGAACACACAACUAGAGCAAAGGUUUAUACUUUGAAGACUGAUUCUUGGAGAACCAUUCAACCGUUCCCUUCUGAUUUUGGUACUCUCCCUGAUUAUCCACAGGGAAGAUAUGGAAAAUAUGUAAGCAGUACAGUUAAUUGGAUGACCUGUCAACGCUGGAUUGUUUCUUUUGAUUUAGUCAACGAGUCUUAUAGAAAGAUUUUGCCACCUCGACAACAAAGAGAACCUAUAUAUUUGGGUUUGAGUGUGUUGAGGGAUUGGUUAUGCAUAAUUUCGGAUCAUGAUGUUUGGGUCAUGAAGGAGUAUGGAAUUCGAGACUCUUGGACUAAAUUGUUCAAUGUUACUCACUUGCUAGAUCCUCCAUCUAAUUCUUUUCGCUUGACAAAUGUAAUCUUUCAAGACGAUCAAGUGCUGCUCGUGUUUAAACAUUUUUUGGGUAGUAUGUCGUUGAUUGUUUACAAUUUCAAGAAUGAUACUUCUAAAGUUAGUUCAAUGUUGAAAGACAUCUUAGAAGAUUGUGUUGAGAGUUUGAUAUCACCUUGGUCUUAAUGCUAGAAUUAUUUUUGAAGUAGAUCAAGAUCAAAUGCUGCAAUGCUGCUGUUGCUGUUUCAGGAGACUUCAAGAAAGAAAUUUAGUGUUGAAAGUUUGUUACUUUAUUUUUAACUGAAAUUAGUGAUUUUUUUUCAUAUAUGUAUUUUAGUUUCUUUGUUAUGGUAACUUAAUACUAAUUUUUAACUUUUUAUUGUGAUAUUUUGUUUUGAAUUGAACAAUUGAAUUUUCUAGCAAUACAUUUUAUAUAGAAUCUCUUGUUUUUUUUUAUUGACGUACCGUGCUUUGAUUUUUCUUCUUCUUUACAACUAUUGCUAUUGCAAUUUCUGCUGUUUUCAUUCUUAACAUUAUAUUUACUUGACAGCAGCACCAAUAAACUCUGAUAAAUUGAGGCAGGAUGAGGCGCUAUAGUGUUAUGCAAAUGAAUUAACGUACAGGUGAUAAAAAGGAGUACGGAUGCAUACAUCAUGAAGUUUUGGGAAGACACAAUCGCUAACCAUUGCAUCAGAUUCGGUUAAAUUUGUUCAUACUGGUGCGGCUUUGCAUUGCUGGCCAUCUCCCUCCAUUACUGUAAGUUACACAUUUUUAUUUGAUGAAAUUAGGGUAAACUUUUUAUCACCUACAUGUUGGUAGUUGAUACUAGUCAUGUAUUGAGUAACCAGUUGGUUGGAAAUUUAGUUGCGUUAUUUUGUGUUUUUGAAUCCUUUUUCAAACUGCAUGUUAAUCUAAGGGAGAGCUUAGUGGACCUUGGAGAUGAUAUUGUUGGAUUCCUUGUGAAUCAGAAUGACUUGGAGUGCAAACUGUAGGGAUUUUGUUAAAAUUAAUUUCCAUUGUUAUAAUCUUACCUAUUGAACAUUGACUUCUCAUUUCUUUAUUUAUAAUUCAAGUGGAAUAGGUGAAUGGCUACAUUGAUGUUAUUUCUAUUUUAUCAACACUGCCAUACAAAAUGAGUGAAUCCACUCUUAGUUUUCAACAUUUAAAAUGGUCACACUUUGUGAUCCUUUACCUUUACUUUCAAGUUUCUAACCCAAACUUACUUUCACUCACAAAUUAGCUCCUUGUCUCAUAUCACAUGCAUGCUGGAACUUAUUGUUUGCAGUUUCAUGUGUUAAAAUUCUAUGCUAACUUUCUUUGAAAUCUGUUAAAACAGAGCCUUCUAUGCUAACUUUCUUUGAAAUCUGUUAAAACAGAGCCCCACGUUUAUUCACGGCACAUAAUUGAUUUAUUUAUCACAUAACUAUAUUUUCAAUGUCAAAAAUAAUAUGAUGCAUCAUUUUUAGAUUUCGUAUUUUGUAGUUCAUGCACCAUUUUCAGAUUUUGUAUUUUGUAGUUCAUGCACCAUUUUCUUUGCUUUAUAAAAAAAAGUCAUAUUUAGUCACCAAGACUCUUAAUUUUUUAAUGUUCCGUUUUAGUUUUUUAAUUAAAAAAUAUUACAAGUUAGUCCCUUAAUUUCACUUCGGUUAUUUUAUUUGUUACAUUCCGUUAAUUUCAGACAAAAAAAUAAUAUUAAGUUCUGGUGACGUGAAUAUACAACAAAAUUUAAAGUCUAAAUAUGAUUAGAUAUUUUUAAUAUAAUUGUAACCCUAACCCCUUCUCUCUUUCUAUAAUUAAUAUUUCCUAAGUUACAUCUAAUUUAGUGCCUAAUCAAUUGAGUCAUCCAUGCCAUAAGAAGCUCGAGCAAAUUGAGUUCACAAUCUACCUAAUCUCCGUUACAAAUGAGAGCUUUAACAUAUUCUUUAUUUAGUUUAUAGCAACAUUCAUCAAUAACUUUACUUGUAGUACUGAAUGUGAAUUUAGAAGGAGCUUUAACAUAUUCUUUAUUUAGUUUAGAGCAACAUUCAUCAAUAACUUUAUUUGUAGUACUGAAUGUGAAUUUAGAAGCUAUAGUCAAAGAUUAGAAUAAUUACUAUAUCAACAACCAUCUUAAACAAUAUUUUAUAUUUCAUAAUGUUGUUCCAUUUUAUGGAUGUUAAUACUAGGGGUAUAAAAACGGGCUUGAUCUGUUGGACAUGUCCCUUUGCUCACACUUUAGUGUGAGGCGGACCAAGGUUUUAGGCCUGCAUCCUCAACUAUGACUGUCCGCCCCAUUUUCUUGCGGACUUUCAUGGGGCAGGCUCUUAAACGGGACAGACAUGCUCGUUUGCCACCCCUAAUUAAUACCUUCAUCAAAAUAAUUUUACAAUUAUAAUUAUAUUGUAAUUAGAGGAAUGCCUUAUUCUUGAAUAACGCUUAGAAUUUCAUCAAAUUCAAUUCUGACAGUUGCGACAGUUGCAACAUACUCAUCAUAUAAUUCUUUCAAUGAACACAUGUCCCACAUGUCCUUCUUUAUUUUUUCAAUAAAACUUCUUUAAAUUUACAUAUCUUGGGAAAACAUAUACACUCCGAAUGAAAUUUGCACAUAGAAUUCAAAACACUAGUUACAACUAUCAACAUAUUACACUCCCCCAGUAUUUGCAAAACUAUAUUUUUAUUGGAUCCACCAUUUUUCUCAUAAAGAGAUCUUCAUCUUCACCGUCCUUAUCAAGGAUCUCUUUUACCUUUCAAAUUUCUGAUAGAUACAAAUUUACAGUCAGAUAUUCAUUACCUACAUCUACAUUUAAAAU
Molecule: messenger RNA, 3769 nt
Organism: Vicia villosa (hairy vetch)
Lineage: Eukaryota; Viridiplantae; Streptophyta; Magnoliopsida; Fabales; Fabaceae
Product: F-box/kelch-repeat protein At3g23880-like
Exons: 2
Coding region: 45-1166 (373 amino acids)
Molecular function (GO): protein binding
Source: RefSeq, a predicted model, not a curated record